AUGAAGUCAAUAUUUAAAUGUAGUCCGAAACGUUUCGUAAAAUUCAUUAUAGUGUGUAUCGCAGUGAUCGGACUAAUCAUAUACUUCCCACGAGAAAACAAACCCAAUCCUAAUGUGUAUAAAGUCAGACCAUUGGAUUAUGUAGACCCGGAUGUGCAAUUAAGACGAGACCCCGGAUUAAUCAUUUUGACUCCGAAACCAAAGACAUCUUUCAAGCCAACGAAGUACACAAAGUUGAAUAGUAUACGGUUCAAUCAUACAUGUAAAGCUCGUCUGAAAGUGGGUGGUUCUGAUGUAGCGAUAUGUGUUUACGGAAAGAAGUUAGACACUAUGGUGUCAUCGCACGUCAUAGAUCACAGCACGUGGGAGAAAAAACAGCUCGAGAUAAUGGGGAUGAUACUGAAUCAGAACAAAAACAUGCAAGUUGUGGAUAUAGGAUGUAAUAUUGGAAUUUAUACUCUUUUUGCUAGUAAAAUGGGACGCAGGGUGAUAGCAGUUGACCCACUUGAAUCAAAUCUUCAACUCCUACAAAAAUCUAUUGUGCUAGGUCAAUAUCAAGAUAAAGUGACCCUUGUACAUAAUGCCAUAUCUGACCAUCCAGAAAAGGUGAUAAUUGAUCUAAGAUUAGGCAAUAUUGGUGGUACCCACGUGAACCGCCUACCCGAUCCUUUAAAACCUCACAAAAGAGUAAAACGAUACAAAAGAUUGGUGAACAAAUCGAGAAAUAAACAAAAAGUAAAAAAAUCCGUACUUCAGCCACAAAAACGCAGUGGGAAUAAUAAAGAUCCACAUAAAAGCUUUCAAUUCAAAAUUCCAAACUUGCAGAAUGGACCUCAAAAUCAACAUAUGAAACCUAUUGCCCAUAAAUCUCACCAAGGAAACAAAGUUGCAUUGAAGAUAACUACCAAACCAAAUCUCCCAAAAAUUCUUAAACCUUUUAACACCAACGGUCACAACAAAAACAAUCUGUUACCAGGGAAACCAAUAGGAUCAAAACCAACAAUCAAACCAAUCAAUAAUCAUAAUUUUAAAAAUCCCGCCGCCAGUCUAAAGAUCAGAAAAGACAACCCCCAAAAUAUCAACCCUAAAAUUGCGAAAAAGGAAAGUAAGAAGAGCACCUUGGAUAACACUAGCGUAUUAAGACAAGACAGGACUUUAGUGCAAGCUGUAACAAUGGACGAUUUAGUGCAAUUGGGAUCCUUUCGUCCCACAUUCCUUAAAAUGGACAUUGAGGGUUGGGAAUAUCUAGCUUUACGUAAAGCAUCAAUAUUCCUACGCGAGUUUGAUGUGAGAUACAUUAUGAUGGAAUGGACUAAUUUACGGUGGAGUGGCAAUGGGAAAAAUUUGGUGGCAUAUUUAAUUAAGAACGGUUUUCUUCCUUAUAAAAAUGAUGACAAAGAUGAAUUUUUAGAUGUUCAAAACUCGUCAGCUUGGCCUGACAAUGUACUAUGGAGAAAAAGGUAG
Lottia gigantea (owl limpet) is the source of this 1464-nucleotide messenger RNA. RefSeq lists its product as hypothetical. The transcript has a single exon. Lineage: Eukaryota; Metazoa; Mollusca; Gastropoda; Lottiidae. Bases 1 to 1464 code for a protein of 487 amino acids. The record is from RefSeq and is a predicted model, not a curated record.